Messenger RNA from Elaeis guineensis (African oil palm), 456 nucleotides. The record is from RefSeq and is a predicted model, not a curated record. NCBI's taxonomy places the organism in Eukaryota, Viridiplantae, Streptophyta, Magnoliopsida, Arecales, Arecaceae.
AUGGGUGUUGCUGGUCGAUCUGAUAAUUUCCCUAUUCAUGUUACCUGUGGGCUGUGGGCUGUGGUGAUAGAUACAGAAAGUGAUGAGUUAGGCGAUGACUCAAAUGAGGAUGAUGAUGAUGAUGGGAUAGGAGACUUGCUACGUGACAUCGGUAGUUUCUUUAACGAUUGUCCUAUUGAGAAAAACUUGAAAGUUUCUACAGAAGAAGAUUCUGAUGAUGAAGAGAGUCUUAGAAUGACUCCUGCAGAUAUUGAGGAAUGUCACAUAAAGUCAUUAGACAGAGAUGAUGUCGAACCUGAUGUAGUAGAUGACACUUUGUUGAAUACAAUGCGAGGUUUAUACGAUGAAGUAGAAGAGUUAGCAAUAAAGGAUAGCAAAAAUGAAGAUGAUACCUUGGCAGAAUAUUGCACCGAACAUGAUGAUGAACAAAAUGAUGAUGACAAUGAUUUAUUUUAA